UAUAAAUUAUAACAUAUGUUCUGAUAUUCACACCUCUUUAGAAUUUAAGAAAGGUAGUUAGAUUAAAGAGAAAAACUAUAAUAUACAGCAAACUUCCACUAGAGGCCACCACUAUUUCUUAUCUUAUCAAUGAUACAUACAAAUCAGCUUACAUAGUGAAAGAUCAUUGAAAAAAAGAGCAUUACCAACCAUGGGAUUACCAAAGGGAGAUCAGUUACUUAUGAAAUUACCAAGAUGCCCACCAACUGCGCCGCCACCGCCGCCUCGGAGAAGGUGGAGUAGCUAUACAAAGAGAGAGAUUGAGAGGUUUUGGAGGAAGAAGAGAUUUGAAGAAGAAGAACAUUUUCUUGCGGCUAUCAAAGCUGCUGCUCGUCUUAGAGCUACUAGUCAUUUCUCUGAUGAGGACUAUAUGAUAUUUUUACAAAGCUUGGAGGAAAUUAAAACCAAAGAAGAGGAAGUUCACUCUAUUUGUCUCAAGAAGAAUUGUGGAAACAAUGAAGAGAUUCGUGUGGGAAUCAAGGAUUGGUGGACAAAGAGCAAAUACGCAUACUUGAACCAACCAUCGGUUCCAAGCGCAAGUUGUCCAAUCAGAAGAUCAAACAAUAAGCCUGAAAGCAUUUGGUUCUACAACAAGCCUUCUUCAAUCUCUAAUGGAUUACCUAAAUCUUUUUAUUUUGGGGUUUGCUGAAUUGCAGCAUUAACCUUCAAUUUCUAAUGCACCAAUACUAUUCCUCCUUAUACUACUCGGUAGUCGGUCGAUCCCUUUGAGAUUGUCAGUAACAGAGAUACUUCUCUUCACAACAUAUUACCAUCGGUUGUAAUUUUAAAAGAACGAAAGAUUAAUUAUUAAUUCGAAUUCUUACGCUUUCUUUGAAGUAAUAAUAGAAGGAAAGAACUAAAGCAUUAUGAAAUUUGGUGUGUGCUUAUUAUGAUCGUA
Molecule: messenger RNA, 937 nt
Organism: Amaranthus tricolor (Joseph's coat)
Lineage: Eukaryota; Viridiplantae; Streptophyta; Magnoliopsida; Caryophyllales; Amaranthaceae
Exons: 3
Coding region: 191-688 (165 amino acids)
Source: RefSeq, a predicted model, not a curated record